GAGGAAUACGAAUCCAAAAAUGUUUCGAUACGCUUCACGGUACCAAUUAUGUCUGAAACACAUUUGAAUUGACGUUUAAAGCAUGGCCCAAGCUGUGCAAAAAAACUAAGAGUGGGUAAACUAGAGAUGGUAAACUCACCGUUGACGAAAAUGGUCGGCCAAACAAUUAGCACACUGGUAAAACUAAGGCGUACUAUUACGCCCUUCGUGAAGCGUACAGCUAGUACGCCCUUCUUCAAGCGUACAAGAAUUCAUGCGCUCCUUUCUUCCUAUCUAAAUGCAUGGGGGAAUUGCCUUGGAGCGUAGUUGUAGGCUUCAAGAAGGGCGUACAGUCUUGAAGCGUAGUUGUACGCUUGAAUGAAGCGCACAACUACGCUUUAGUUUUACCAGUGCAGCAGGCAGGCGAUAGUAAUAUUCUUCGGCGUUCUCUCCGGGAAAGUAUCGCUGAUUAUGAUGUCAAAGCUGUCGUAAUCCACAGCAAGUUGAAUGAGGGAAGCAAAGUGGACGUCCGUAGCGCUCAUUAUGCUGGCUGGGAUGCAACUGUGACCACCACACAGAGGGCAGCCUUCUUAUGCCCCAAUGUUCGGCUGGCAAAGUUCUGAUGUGCUCUUUUUGAUACUGCUUGGGCAACAUGAAUCUCAGUCGUUUUUGGUCAAUCUUCCGCGUCAUGCCUUUCUUUUGCUUGACUCUUGUCAGUGGCUCGUCAUGGUUUACUUUUCCCGUCGAGUGGACAUCCACUGCAAAUGUUGAAUUUUGCGGUAACGGACCCAUCCUCAUUCGGUAUGAUUUACAUACACCAGUAGAUCAGUAGCCGCAUGCGAGAACAGUAACUCUCCCGUCCUGAGACCGAUAAGCCAUUUGUGCGUUUUUGAAGCAGAAUUUGCAGUGACUUUUGCUGACGUGCUUGUUAAACGCUUUUUCCAACUCCAAUCUCCACUUAUCUGGUUGCUUGCACUGUUUGCUCGCCCAGUUGUCAGUGUACUUGGACGAAUGCCCUUAGAAAGAGCCUUCGCAGUUGUUUUAUUGCUUUAUUGCAAGGGGCGAUUCCUUUUUGCGGCCUUUGGGUUUCUUUUCUGAACCUUUCAGCUCGUCUUCAUCUGUGAAGCUUCUUCCUCAGUGGAAACUCUUCGGAGGUUCCACCACCCUUCCGUUUAUUGCUUUUGUCGCUGUUUGCAACUGAGACUUUGAUUCAGAAGUAACACUUUCGGAGUCAUACUCUAUUUCAUUGGAAGAGCUCGCAUCGACGUUGGACAGUGAGCUACUAGAUAGGGAUACGUGUCCGUCUGAUAUUGAUGGCUUUUUAUUUUCUGUCAACCUUUGGGGAAUGUGUUCUAAGUCAACAUGUCCACCUUUACACCUGGUGCAUCUGCCACUCUUAUUACUGUAAGAGAGAGAACGAAAAGGGCAGUUAUUAAUGGUUUUUAAAACCAAGUUUACUUGACACUCAAUAAUAUUCAAUCCGAAGUAUCACAGAAAAUAAAAUCGUAGUCUCGAAGCAUGUAGUCCUUUCUCAAAAUCUGGAACACAGCGAAAAACAGCGGUUUUUAGAAUGAAAGAAAACACCAUUUAUUUCGAAACUUCGUUAAAAUUUCGAAAGUUACCCUCCUUUUCUCCUUACUUCACCCGCCGACAUUAAUUUUCCUUGCGCCCAUACAAUGCCUGUACGGCUUUCAUGUCGUCCGGUGUGAAGAAGAUUCCGGCUUGCCUCGGAGCGUGAUAUGACCGGAACAUCAAAGCGUCUUUGAAUUCAGAAUGAUCAACAUCCAGAGCGUGAAGAAAUUCAUGCCACACCACUGCGUCGAAGAUGAAUUCUGUCCAGUUGAGGUUUUGGCGGAUGUGGAUGUCGCCUCCUGCCCAGGACAGGUAGCAUGGGCUAGAACUGACCCUUGAAGUGCGACACGCAGUCAUGCACAUCCGGCACGAAACUUAUUACAAUAUCAGCCACCUCGGGAUGGAAGGCGCUGUUUGAAUCGUGCACGGCGAAAUCUACGAGUGUGAAGGCAGAUACUAAGGUUGUCACUCGGCGAAAGGAAUCUAUAACUUGAGUGUCACUAAUUUGGCCUGUUGGGUCCAAAUUGGAAAUCCUGUACGUCACUGGAGUCCUUCGCCACCGGGAAUUUCCCAGUGCGAAACGGCGGUGGCGCGACGUGCCCGAUUUCCAGGAGCGAGUGACCCUGCAGUGCGGCCUGCGCAUAAUCUCUGCAGUUUGUUCGUCCGGACACCGGUAGCGUUUAGGCCCAACUCUCGCUGGGCGACAGAGAUGUAAUCUUCCAUAUUGCUGUGAAGGUUGCGAGGAGACGAAGGGUUUUCGGCAAGGAGUCCAUACUCGGAGAGGUACAUUAAGAUGUCAUCGUCCGGAGUCGGGGCACCGAGCGCCGAGGACAGGAGGGCACAGAACACCACGAUGACCCACAUGGCGGGCCGUGCUAAAGUUACUGACGUGCCUCGCCGCGUGGCUUUGGCCGCGGCCGGGUGCACUGCCCCCUCGCGCCGCAAUGCUCUGGCGGCCUCCCCACCCCUUCCCCACGGCUCGCAGCGCGAUAACUCUGCAAACUCAACAGUGUACUCAGUACACUAGUUAGAGUGUCGCUCAUGAGUACACUCUUACUAGCGUGUACUCAGAUGGCGAUGGCUUACGCCAGCAGACGCGAGCUGCCAGCAGUCUGCGCUUUUCCCCAAGACGUAAGUUUUGUGCUCUACGAAUUUGGGGCAAAGGACGCUACCCGCCAAACUUGGCGGAGUGACUGUGCGGCAUCAUGCAAAAUGCUGACUUUGUCUUUUUGUCUCCAUUACGGACGCCAGCCCGACCUGCCCGAGCAGGAGCAAUGCCUGGUUGUCCAGUCCACACUUCGGAUUGUUGAGACAUAUGACUGACAAAUCACUUAGACGCCACUGGGACAAUAACAAAUAAUUUUACGAAGUUAUUUCAGAAAAUUAUUCAAAUUGAUUAAAAAACACAUGCAAGGAUACACUCUAAAUGUCUGACGAAGAAAUUUCCCAUAUUAUGAAGGAAAUGGCGCAAGCAUAAUACGAAGGUGGUUUUUCUUCGUAUUACGAAGGUUUUUCUUUGUAUCAUACAAUGAAAAAGCUAAAAAGAUUCGUAUUACGAAGGUCUUGGCUGUAGUAUCUAGUAGCACGUACUGUUCUUCAUUCAUAAAUCCAGCAUCCUUUUGUGUCUUGGCGAACAUUUUGACCACAACGAAUUCACUGAAACAUACGAAUAACAUCGGUCAAAUUUCAUUGUAAGACAUUUAGAGUGUAGAUUGCUGCAGAGGAAUUGGAGCCACAAGUCUCCGGCUGCGCAUGACUGUGACCUCUUCAAGUACCUGCUGGUUUGGCUAUUUGAAGGGAAAAGACAAAUGAAGUAAAACCAAGUGCGAGUUCAUAAAAUUUCUACUUAUUUACGAUCCUAUGGAGCUCGAGUAUUUAGAAUGCAAUAAUUAAGGUGAUUGCAAGGAAGCAGGCUUCAAAUGGAAAUUUUUAGGAAGUGCCCAUGAAGCACUCUGAAACUUGACAUUAAUUUGAGUCUGUUGCUAUUGUGACUUGCUGUACUAAAAAUUAAAUUCAUGAAAUCCUAGGCUCACGAGGAAAAUAAGAUCUGAUUUGACCGCAUAUCGUUGGAUUACAAAGCUCGUAUAUAUAUAAAACCUAGAGUUGAAGGCAACCGUUGCAAAUAACACGAUUUUUCGAAAAUACUUCCAAAACACAUAGUUUGGAGUGUACAGACCGCAAUUUUCAGCGGAUUUGGCAAAGGUUUCGCGCAUACACGCUCGAGACCCUUAAUUUUGGCUUACGCCAAACAAUGAGAAUUGCGAUUUUUUUAUACUAAGCACAGUAAAAACUCAACGAAGAGUCGCCUCGUAAUACGAAGAAAAUGAAGGCAUUGUAAAAUCUACGAAGAAAUGCUUCGCAAACUCCUUUGUAAUACGAAGCACUUCUUCAUAAUACGAAGCAAUUCCGCAAUGCCUUCAUUUUCUUCGUAGUUAUGAAGCAAAUGCUUCGUCGGCUUUUAAGAGUGCUGUUUUUGGAAAGACACGGUGGCUACAAAAGUAACGUUUUCUGAACUUUCUUUGGACGUGCUUACAGAGAUACUUCAAGUUUUCCAAAUCACGUAAACGACCGAACUGUGAAAUUCUUGCAGUGGUUCAGAGAAUUUGACAAACUUGCUACCAUCUGCUUAACACGCCUGAAUAGAUUUGUGAUUUUUAUCUUCAGUAGCAGUGUGCAAACAAGGUUUGGGAGUCUGCGCCUGACUAUUGGUCGAACAGUUAAAGGAUACUUCUUUCGUUGAACAUGCCGGGUAACACUGCCCGGUUCUGGUGCGAAAGCUGCAAGAGGGAAGCGUCCGCCCAGUGCGUGGAGGAGCACCUCAUCCGCAGCCUCAAGAAGGCCCGAGUGGAGGAGGCCGGGCCGCUGCUGCAGACUCUGCAGCAGGCCGACGCGGCCUUGGACCAGGUGUCCGAGAUGCUGCGAGGCCUCCAGGCGAAGGCGGAGCAGGAGAAGGCCGGGGUCGCCGCUGCGCUGAAAGGACUGGAGGACGCCAUGGGUGCGGACGGGGCUGCCUGGGAGCAGGCCAAGCAGGCUGCCCUGCAGGCCGGAGUGUCGAAGAGCACGGCCCAGCUCGCCACCGAUCUGUUCGACGCCACCACCAGGUGCCGUGUGACGGUGCUGCGCGGUGCGGCCGGCGUGGCGGCCUGGCAGAGCGACGUGCGGCCCGCGACGGACGCUGCGGCGCGGCUGCUGCUGCUCCAACUGGCGUGCCGUGGACAUCUGGAGGAACCUGGACAGCAGCCACGGCAACCGAGCCCUGCCCCUUCCGCCCCGCGCUGGAAGGAACGUCCCAACGAGGGCAAGUGGGCGAUGACCGAGGCGGACAUGGCGGCCUCUAUGGCGGUGGGCUCCAGGGUGGCCCGCGGGAGGAACUGGUCGAAAGGGUGCGAUGCUGACGGGGAGCCUCCUGGGCUCGGUACCGUCACCGCAAAGAAGGAAAAAGGAGCUGUGUCUGUGCGGUGGGACUACAGUGGUGUCGUCCGUUGUCAUUGUAUGGGGUUCGAUGGAACGUACCAACUUCGCCUGCUGCCCACUCCAUUGAAGCCACACAUUGGAGCGGUGGAAGGGGAAUCCUUCUUGGAUGUGAAAACCACCUGCCCCAUGUUCCUUCCGAAGGGCAUGUCCACGUUACUGACAGAUGGACGUCUCGCACAUGUGCGUUACUUGGCGGGCCUGCCCUGCGAUGUGGCCCCGUUCUGGAGCUGCAAGGUGCUGGACCUGGUGGCGCCUCGCCUGGAGGGCCUGCAGAUGGUGUCCCCCCUGCAGCGGCACGUGGACUUGGCCCUGGCGAUGCCGCACCUGCGCUCCCUGGCCAUCACCGGCGUGACUGGAGAGCACCUGGAGCUGGUGAACAAGAUGGCGUCGCUGCGCAGCCUGGAGCUGCACUGCAAGCUGGAGUGCUGCCGGAGCUGACCUUCUUCUCCGCGACACCCGCCUCCAGCCUGCAGUGGCUGCGCUGCGGCGUGCACCCGCUGUCCACUGCCCUGGCCCUGGCGAGCGCGCACGCCGACACACUGGAGGAGCUGCAGCUGGUGGCGGCCUCCACGGAGCCCUACGGCUGCCCCGACCUGGCCCAGGAGCUGCAGCGCUGCGGACUCAAGUGCCUCAGGAGGAUGGUGCUGCUGCGGCAGACGGGCUGGAACGAUCCCUGUCGCCACGACAAGGACUCCUGCACUGUGCAGACGCGACGCGUGUGGGACAUGUUUGUGGAGAGUGGCGUGAAUGUUGAUGUCAUUUGUAGUGUGUGCGACGGCGCAGAGUUCCGUUAGACGGAAAAGUUUAAUUGUGAGCUCUUGAUCUUGCAUCCGCUGACUCUGAAAUGUUUCGUCCUUGGCCCUGUUUCCUGGUAAUUACUGUUUGUUCUGGUUACUGUCUCGUAGUUUCUUGUUUGUACAAAGGCUUAUUUGGUUUUCUAAUUGUCAAUGCGUGCUUCUAAUCACUUAUCCGUCCAGUUGUCAGAAACACUUGUCGAAAUAAAGAAGUGUACGCAACGCA
Thrips palmi is the source of this 6045-nucleotide messenger RNA. RefSeq lists its product as uncharacterized. The coding region runs from base 4294 to 5463 and encodes 389 amino acids. Gene Ontology annotation, molecular function: metal ion binding; ubiquitin-protein transferase activity. The transcript has 7 exons. The record is from RefSeq and is a predicted model, not a curated record. NCBI's taxonomy places the organism in Eukaryota, Metazoa, Arthropoda, Insecta, Thysanoptera, Thripidae.